Molecule: messenger RNA, 1950 nt
Organism: Canis lupus familiaris (dog)
Lineage: Eukaryota; Metazoa; Chordata; Mammalia; Carnivora; Canidae
Product: carcinoembryonic antigen-related cell adhesion molecule 6
Biological process (GO): regulation of immune system process; signal transduction
Cellular component (GO): plasma membrane; cell surface
Molecular function (GO): protein tyrosine kinase binding
Source: RefSeq, a predicted model, not a curated record
ACCGCGGGGCCCGAGCGUCUGCGCGGCGGCAGCUGCUCUCACCCCGGCCGGACGGAGCGGGCAGCGGGCACCAUGGAGCCCCCCUCGGCCUCUCCCCGAGCAGGGCGCGGCCCCUGGCAGGAGCUCCUGCUGGCCGUCUCACUCUUAACCUUCCAGAACUCGCCCACCACUGCCCAAGUCACUGUGGAAUCUGUGCCUAUUGAUGCUGCCGAAGGGAAGGAUGUGCUUCUGCGUGUCCACAAUCUGCCCGGGAAUCUUCUAGGCUAUGACUGGUUCAGAGAGGAAACUAUCGUAUCAUAUGUAGGAAACACACAAGUGAUUACCCUGGGGCCUGCACGGGGCAGAGAGACAGCCUACCCCAAUAGAUCCCUGCUGUUCCAGAACAUCACCCUGAACGACAUGGGGUAUUACACCCUACAAAUCAUUAAGAAAAAAUUUCAAAUUGAACAAGUACUUGGACAGCUCCGUGUAUUUCCGGAGUUACACAAACCCAGCAUCACAAGCAACAACUCCAGCCCCGUGGAGAAUGCGGAUUCUGUAGUGUUAAUGUGUGAAGCUCAGACUCAGAGCACAAGCUGCCUGUGGUCAGUAAACAGUAAGAGCCUCCCGGACAGUCCCAGGCUGGAGCUGUCCCUGGACAACAGGACUCUCACUGUACAUGGUGUCACAAGGAAUGACACAGGACCCUAUGAGUGUGAAACUCGGAACCCAGUGAGUGCCGAUUGUAGUGACCCAUUCACCCUGAAUGUGCUCUAUGGCCCGGACACACCCACCAUUUACCCCUCAGACUCCUAUUACCAUCUAGGGGGAAACCUCAGUAUCUCCUGCGGCACAGCCACUAACCCACCUGCACAGUAUUCUUAGUUUAUCAGUGGGAGACCCCAGCUAUCCACAUAGGAGCUUAUUAUCCCCAACAUCACUGUAAAUCAUAGUGGAUCCUAUACCUAACUUAUCUAUCAGAAUGGCUCACCAUUAUCUAUCUAUCUUAUCUAUCAGAAUGGCACUUGCCUCAAUAAGACCACAGUCGAGAUUGUCACCGUCUCUGAUAAGUUGGACCAGCCUUGUCUCCAGGCCAGAAAUACCAUAGUCAUAGAACCUAAUAACUCUGUGGUCCUGAUCUCCACAAAUGACACUGGGGUCUCUAUCCAGUGUUCCUUCAAUGGCCAGAGUCUAAAGCUCAUAGAGAGGAUGAAGCUGUCCCAGGACAAGGGCACCCUGGCCAUAUGCCCUGUCAGGAGGGAAGAUGCUGGGAAUUAUAAGUGUGAAGUCUCCAAGGUGGUCACUUCCAGCAAAACUGACCCCCUCAGUGCCAUGGUCCAGCCAGCAGCUCUACAUCCCCGGUGGCGGCAGAGCUGCUCUGUAGCCAAGAGCCUUGCUCAGGGCGCCACAGCCCAGCAGGCUCUGACCCACCUGUCUCACCGCCGCACACUUCUCCUGGCUCCCAGGCUCUUCGUCCUGAAGGCCCCUGUCUCUGCCCCUGGAAGCAGAGGUCAAGCUGUUGACACCCAGGGAUGGGCACUGGACCCUCACCAGUCAUCACCCACGCUGCCCCUUUUUCACCCCCAGAGUCCUCUCUGUGACCUUGCUGCCAGGAGGAAAUCCAUCCUUCCCAGAGCAGAUGAAAGAAGCACCAUGGGCCUCCCUGUGGGGUCCUUCAUUGGCAUUGCAUUUGGGGUUCUGCUCAGAUUAGUAUUCAUGGCCACCGUGGGGUGUCUCCUGCUCUGCAGAAGGACUGGAAGGGUCAGUGCCUGCCAUGAUCUCAAAGAGUUCUGGCGCCCAGCAUCCACCCCUCAUGACCAUGGUCCAGCCAGCAGCUCCACAUCCCCGGACUCCCUGCCCAGCCCCACAGCAGCAGUUCCUAUCUACCAGGAAUUACGACAGCUGGACACAAGCAUUUACCGCCAGAUCAACCACAAAGCAGAAGUGGCUUCUUAGGGCAGCCCGGUGGCU